Acanthisitta chloris (rifleman) is the source of this 1002-nucleotide messenger RNA. RefSeq names its product putative P2Y purinoceptor 10. Gene Ontology annotation, cellular component: membrane. The transcript has a single exon. Gene Ontology annotation, molecular function: G protein-coupled receptor activity. The record is from RefSeq and is a predicted model, not a curated record. Gene Ontology annotation, biological process: phospholipase C-activating G protein-coupled receptor signaling pathway; positive regulation of Rho protein signal transduction. Bases 1 to 1002 code for a protein of 333 amino acids. Lineage: Eukaryota; Metazoa; Chordata; Aves; Passeriformes; Acanthisittidae.
AUGACAAACACUUCCACCAGCCCAACCACGACACCGAGCAACCAGGACUGCUCCAACCACAACAUCACAUUCAAAAACACCCUGUAUGCCACCACCUACACCCUCAUCUUCAUCCCUGGCCUCCUGGCCAACAGUGCUGCCCUGUGGGUCCUGUGUCGCUUCAUCAGCAAGAGGAACAAAGCUGUGAUCUUCAUGAUCAACUUGGCCGUGGCUGACCUGGCUCACGUCCUCUCGCUGCCACUGCGAAUAUACUACUACAUUAGCUCCACGUGGCCUUUUGGAAGUGGCCCUUGCUUAGUCUGCUUCUACCUCAAGUACCUCAACAUGUAUGCCAGCAUCUGCUUCCUCACCUGCAUCAGCAUCCAGCGCUACUUCUUCCUGUACCAGCCCUUCAAGGCCAAGGACUGGAAGAGACGCUACGACGUGGCCAUCAGCAUGGCCAUCUGGCUCGUGGUGGGGGUGGCCUGCUUGCCCUUCCCCAUCAUGAGGAGCAAGGGCAUGGCUGAGCACAACAGCAGCUGCUUUGCAGACCUCCAGGUGAGGGAGAUCACCAGCAAGGUGGCCACGGUGCUGAUGAUGGGCACGGCGGAGCUGCUGGGGUUUGUUGGGCCUCUCACCAUCAUCUUGUUCUGUACUUGGAAGACAAAAGUCUCUCUUCAAGGUUUCCACAUAACACAGGAAAGCAGUGGUGAGAGGAGGAAAGCUCUCAAGAUGGUUACCAUGUGUGCCAUUGUGUUCUGUGUGUGUUUUGCACCCUAUCACAUCAACUUCUUCUUCUACAUGCUGGUGAAAGAGAAGGUCAUCAGUAAUUGCAUCCUCAGCACCAUCACGCUCUAUGCCCAACCCUUUUGCUUAAGUCUUGCAAGUCUGGACUGCUGCUUGGAUCCCAUCCUCUAUUUCUUCAUGACUUCAGAGUUCCAGGACCAGAUAUCCAGGCACAGCAGCAUAGUCAUCAGGAGUCGCCUCAUGAGCAAAGAAAGUGCCUCAUCAUUUAAGGACUAA